Oldenlandia corymbosa var. corymbosa is the source of this 1287-nucleotide messenger RNA. The record is from the annotation of a GenBank genome assembly. NCBI's taxonomy places the organism in Eukaryota, Viridiplantae, Streptophyta, Magnoliopsida, Gentianales, Rubiaceae.
AUGGAGCCUGGAAAACUUAGAUCAUUUCUGAGCAAGCGAGGCAUAAGAGGACCUCAGCCGACCCUUUUGCUCGGAAACAUUUUGGAAAUCAAGAAAGCCUGUUCCAUCACGGCGAAUGCUCCUCCGUUGCGUGGUACUGUUCCGAACAAACACGACUGCGCGACAGCCAUCUUCCCCUUCUUCCAAGACUGGCUGAAGAAAUAUGGUGAUGUGUUCAUGUUUUCUAUGGGAAAUACACAAGUUUUAGUUGUUACUAGACAAGAGAUUGCGAAAGAGAUUACGACUUGCACGUCACUGAAUUUUGGGAAACCUUCCUAUCAAGCCAAAGAGCAUAGUACUCUUCUUGCGGAUAGCAUUGCGACGACCAAUGGGACUCAAUGGGCUCAUCAGCGCAAAGUCAUCGCACCCGAAUUGUUCAUGGACAAGGUUAAGGGAAUGAGGAAGCUAAUUCAGGAGUCCGCAAUGACAAUUGUGAACUCGUGGAACAAAAUGAUUGAGAAGAAAGGUGGGAUUGCAUAUAUAAAAGUUGACCCUUACAUGAGGCGUUUCUCAGGGGAUGUAAUAUCGAAGGCGUGUUUUGGAACCAGUUACUCCUUCCGUCCUAUAAUAAUUAGGGAGUAUAUCUUCUCCAAACUCAAUUCACUUGUGGAAGUCACUUCUAAAAAGAAUUUGGCCAUGGGUAUUCCCGGGAUGAGGCAUCUUCCAACAAAAAGCAAUAGGAAAGCUUGGGCGCUAGCCAGGGAGAUCAAAGAACUAAUUCUGAAUGUGGUUAAGGAAAGAACCGAAGCUGGAUACGAGAAAGAUCUACUCCAAGCCGUGUUGGAAACUGCCAAAAAGGAGGAAUUCAUUAGCAGCCACGGCGCACGUGAUCGAUUCAUCGUCGACAACUGCAAAACCAUUUACUUUGUCGGGUACGAAAGUACUGCUAUUUCAGCCACUUGGUGUCUCAUGCUCUUGGCCGCCUACCCGGAGUGGCAGGAACGGGUCCGAUCCGAGGUUGUCGAGGCUUGUCGUGGCCAAGUUCUUGACGCCGAAUCCAUUCGCAGAAUGAAAUCGUUGACCAUGGUGAUUAACGAGUCAUUGCGAUUAUAUCCGCUAGUGACAGUUAUGUCAAGGGAAGUUUUUGAAGACAUGAAAUUUGGCGACAUUGCGAUACCAAAAGGGGUCACUAUGUGGGCAUUUGUGUUGGCUUUACACACUGAUCCUGAUAUUUGGGGAAAUGAUUCUUAUGAAUUCAACCCGCAAAGGUUUGCUGAUGGUGCUGCCAAGGCUUGCAAGUAUCCAUAG